This is a messenger RNA of Notolabrus celidotus (New Zealand spotty), 6049 nucleotides long. It is a transcript of the gene fbxl4, whose product is annotated as F-box and leucine-rich repeat protein 4. Gene Ontology annotation, cellular component: SCF ubiquitin ligase complex. Gene Ontology annotation, molecular function: protein binding. Lineage: Eukaryota; Metazoa; Chordata; Actinopteri; Labriformes; Labridae. Bases 269 to 2110 code for a protein of 613 amino acids. The transcript has 9 exons. The record is from RefSeq and is a predicted model, not a curated record. Gene Ontology annotation, biological process: SCF-dependent proteasomal ubiquitin-dependent protein catabolic process.
ACACUCCGUGAACGCCUCACAAGGUAACACGGCAGGAAUGUAUUUGUUGGUUGACUUAACGUUCUCUUUUAUCCUGUAGGGAACAAGAAGACUGCCUCUCAUGAAUGGAUACUUCGACCUACCUUUACCGUCAUGCAUGCAACUGGGCCUCAAGCCUGCGCUUUUUACACCCUCAGCCCCUGAGCCAGUGUGUUUCCAGUAGGUGCAGGGUCGUCCUCCUGUUAGUCUCCGAUUCUCCCCACUGCCCCCAUCUGCCCCAGAAUUCCAUAUGCUAACCCUCUUGAGCAUGUUUUACUAUAUCUGUCUGCGGCGACGCUCCAGGAGUGGGACUCGAGGUGAAGCUCUGACCAGUCGGCGGGCUGUGGAGUCUGGCCAGCGUGCGGUGCUGCCCGUCAGUGUAGAAGAGGAGCAAUAUGCCAAGGAGGUUCUUGACUUCAGCUCCCACUAUGGCAGUGAAAAUAGCAUGUCCUACACCAUGUGGAACCUGGCCGGGGUACCCAACGUCUACCCCAGCUCAGGGGACUUCACUCAGACGGCUGUAUUCAGGGCUUAUGGGAAAUGGUGGGAACAAUGUGCCAGUGCCCCGCCACCUUUCCGCCGCACCCCUAAAGGCUUUUACAGCCAGGAUUAUAUUGAGCUGGGCUUUGAGGAGCCUGUCUACCCCACAGCAGUGGAAGUGCUUGAGACUUAUUACCCUGGAGCCAUUGUUCAGAUCCUGGCCUGCUCUCACAACCCCUUUUCCCAGAACCCGGCAACUGAUAUCAGGUGGGAGGUGUUGUGGUCAGGAGAACCCACAAAGAUGCUGACACCCCACGCCCGCCAGUUUUCCCCGAACAUCAAGCACAUCAACUUCCCCACCAACCUGCUGCGACUGGAGGUUAACAGCUCCCUGCUGGACUACUACACCGAACUGGAUGCUGUUAUUCUGCGCGGGGUGAAAGAGAGGCCCAUGCUGGCCCUCUAUAAGAUGCCAGUCAUCGACAUUAGCGACCUGAGUGACAGCGAGGAGGAGCUGUCUGAGGUUGGAGGGCCAUUUAGACAAGGUGGAGACGGCAAGAACCAGAGGACGGGGAAUGGGUACUUUGACAAACUGCCAUAUGAGCUCAUCCAGCUGAUACUGAGCCACCUGACCCUGCCAGACCUCUGCCGUCUGGCCCAGAGCUGUAAGCUGCUGCACCAGCACUGUUGUGACCCGCUGCAAUACACCCAGCUGAGUCUGCAGCCCUACUGGGGCCGGCUGAGUGACGCCUCCCUGGGACACCUGCAGAGUCGCUGCACUCUCCUCCAGAGGCUCAACCUGUCCUGGACCGGCAACCGCGGUGCUCUCACCCUGACCGGCUUCAGCAGCUUCAUGAAGGCCUGUGGUCUCAGCCUAGUCAGCCUGGAGUUAUCAUGCUGCCACUUCCUGAACGAGGCCUGUCUGGAGGUCAUCUCUCAGACCUGUCCUGGGCUGCAGCAGCUCAACCUGUCCUCCUGCGACCGCCUCCAUCCACAAGCCUUCACACACAUCUCCAAACUAACACGCCUCCGCAGACUGGUGCUCUACAGGACAAAGAUAGAGCAAACAGCUAUUUUGAGUAUCCUGACUUUCUGCAUAGAGCUGAGACACCUCAACCUAGGGAGCUGUGUGAGGAUUGAUGACUAUGAUGUUGUGGCCAGUAUGCUUGCUGCUCGCUGUCGCUCACUCUGCUCCCUGGACAUCUGGCGCUGCAGGAACCUCACUGACCGAGGCCUAGCUGAGCUUGUCUCUGGCUGCAGGAUGCUGGAGGAGUUGGACCUGGGUUGGUGUCCCACUCUGCAGAGCAGUACUGGAUGUUUCCAGAACCUCGCCCGCCGCCUGCCCCGACUGCGCAAACUCUUCCUCACUGCAAACCGCACCGUCUGUGACUCAGACAUAGAAGAGCUGGCCGCUAGCUGCCCCUCACUGCAGCACCUGGACAUCCUGGGUACACGGUUAGUGAGUGCAGCCUCACUGAAGAAACUUCUCCAGGCUUGUCCCAAACUUCUCCUCCUGGACGUCUCCUUCUGCUCUCAAAUAGACAUGCGGGUCGUCCAAGAGCUCACGGGUGUCUUCCCAAACGUGGCCAUCAAGAAGAGCUUCACUCAGUGACCUAGGCUCUUCUGGUUUCUCCACAGUCCAAAGGAAGUGAGAGGAGCAAAGUGCUUGCCAGCAUACACUGCCCAAAAGUGGAUAAGAGGCAGGUCAGAUGCUGAUGGAGAUUUCUGACCUGUGAGUGUGUUUGUAUCACAAACAAGAUCCGUUUUUUUUCCGCAGUCAGAAAAUAAAGCUGCACUGGAAAGACGGAUUAAGUGGCUGAACACAAACAGUUACAGACUUGAGGCCAAGGGAUUAUAAAACAAGACGCUCUGUCUUUUGAACACUAGAAAUUAGAGUUGUUGCAGUAAAGCUGCUACAUCCUAAAAUCUGAAUCAGCCCUUACAUAAUGCCAAGCAGCACAAGGCUAGAAAAGCGCCUUGGUUCUGGAUGCAACACACAUAAAAAAACCCAAGGAAUUUUGGAGCGAUCCUCUUGAACAUUUUGAAAGAAGAGAUGGGACAGAAAAGUGUGGAAAAUAAUCGUAUUUGACACUGCAGGAAAACUCCUUCAAGAUGCAUGUUCAUCUCAACUGGUAACAUGUUAAAACGUUCAAAGAUCAGGGCCUUAGACAGUGUCCUGUCAGAAUGUGAAGGCAUCUUUCAGUUCCAUUUAAUUGAAGAAAUCCUACACAGAGCUUAUCAAUCAGUUAACUGGAACUUUAAGGGUUAAAACAAAGUAGUGAACCAUGUUUCAUUUUGUACAGUGUGAUGUGGAGAGUGUCAAAGUCAAACCUGAGACUACAUAUCACAACUGAAGUUGUGUUUUCACAAGGUGGGUGCAGAAUCAUACCCUACUCUCACGUUGAAAGAAAACACACCAUCAACUGUCCUCACGCCUGAGAUUCACAGAGAGGAAGUUGUCAUCAGAAAGCUUACAGAAUGUGAGUCAUUGUGAAAAAGCGGACAUUUAGUUUAGUCAGCAUGUGAAAACAUCCAACGUAUCAAAUCAGCUCAUUUGAUUAAAAAAAAGAAGUGAUGCAGCUAAAAGUCCAAAAAACAAAAGAAUACAAAAUUAAAGAAGAGAAACAGCAAAUCCUGACAUAAGCUGAACCACCCGUUUAGAAAGCAAAUGGAACUGUAAAAAAACUAAAGUUUACUCUUCAUUUUUGUAAUGACUUAGAAUAUUUCGCUGGCACAAUGUAGAGAAGUUUCAAACCACAGUAACUGUUCUCCUCCACAUUCACCGUAAACACUGUUGUAAUGAUGAUACACACAUUUGAAAAGCACUUCCCAAAAGAAACCUUCAGCACGGUGUGAUGAGUCCUCAACUGUGCUUGAAGUUUUGUGUUAGAUUAGAUCCGUCUGAGAACGUCACGAGAGCUGACAUGCCUGAAUCAGGUGAAUUUCAUUUUCAAUCCGCCAUACUAAAUAAACAGGGUGUUUCAAAGUUACUUUUUUUAUGCUAGACUUUUCAACAAGUUAUCCUGGUCGAGGAUUGCGCAAUUUCAGGCUAGGUUUAUAAUUUAGCAAGGCCAAAGUUUAAGGUGUUCGAUCACUUUUUUAUGCUUCGAUCAUGCGGAUCAUUCUUUUAGUUGUAUGUUGUUUUUGGCCGUGUUAUUUUAAGGGAGCAAGAUUGACUAAAACUACAUGAUGAAGUUUCAAAGUCAGCUGCACAGUGGUUUCAUAAUGUUGCAUGCUUCUCUAAGCCGUCUGCCACUGUCGUUUUAAUAGGAACACUUCCUCGGAUGGUAAGAGGUUCCAGUAAGUUUAACAGUGUAAAUACUCGGUGACCUCAGUAUUUUUCCUGUAACUCAGGGGUUUGAAUAUUUCUUCUGUUUUUAUGUUUUUGUUUGUUUGUUUACAUUUAUUGUGCUAACAGCACCAGCACAGCAGACAUUUUUACAGACAGACGGAGUCACCUCUGGGGCCACCUGCAGUCUCUGUUAAUCUUCAAGAACAAACACCUGUUAAAGAAACAGAUCAGUCCGCACUGCACAGCACUGAUGUAACCUGGACAAAGAUUUUGGGGGCUUUUUUUUGGGGGGGGGUGUGGAAUGUUGUAAUUAUAUGAUUGUGAAAAAAACAUUGUUGCUAUUUAAUUUUUGUAAUAUAUGAAGUCACAUUUGCAAUGUGGCAGAAGUGCUUGGAAAGCAAUUCUCUUUUGAAACUUGAAGUUUUUUUUGUUUUUUUUAAGCUAGGCUACUAGUCAAUAUUUGUGCCUUAUACUCCUGUUUGAAUGUGGCGUGUUGUCCAUGUGGUAUCGAUUGUAGUGAACCGCUUUGCUUUACUGCCUUUCAACCAAAGUACCAGUAAUACCCCAACACCUGGUCUUCAAUCUCACUGACCAGUCUGUAUGCCAUAAACUGUACGUCAGCCAGGGUACUUAAUAUGCAAAAUAAUAUUUAUUUAUAUUCGCUCUUUCAUCUAAAUGUUAUUUAAAUUCAUUUCCCUGAUAUAUAUCAGCUAUGAUAUACAUUUUGAAAGUUAGUGUUUUCUUUUCUUUUAAACUCUGAGUCAUAAAAGAUACAUGUAAUGAACCUAUGUUAUUCAUGCAUUCAUACAUGUUUGGCCUAGCUUAGCAUAGACAUGACUCAUGUUACUAGCUCAGCUGAGAAUGAUAGCAAAGGAAAACCAUUGAGUGCAGAAGACAAUGCUCCCCUGUAAAGCCUGGUUUAUACUUCUGCGUCAAAUCGACGGCAUAGCCUACGCGCCUAGGUCUGCGUAGCUCCCGUACCUACGCAGAGGCCUACGCACGCAGCCGAAAUGCACCUCCUCCCAAAUGUAUCUAUGCGGACUGCAAGCCUUGUGAUUGGUCAGCUUGGCGGCAAUGUAUUUCCGGCAUUUACAUCUCUUCCAGGAUCCCGCACAUCAGCCGCGUAUUUCAUUUCCUCCGACGUCGUCAUAACCGUGUCAUGUGAGAUAAAGUUUGCUUUGGAGCUUUUAUUUUAAACAACACAUUCACUAAUGUGUGUUAUUGACUAGCUUGCUAAUGUAAUCAUUAAUACUCACCUGUAGAUAUAGACUUUUGUUUGAAUUUGUGAUGGUGCAGUGCUAGUUGUGUAAUGUUCUAGAUACCACUAAGGACAGAGGUCUUGUCUUUGUCAAUGCUCAUGGGGAUAUUAUUUAGAGUUCAUAUUUGUAUGUCUGUUUUCUGGGAAAACUAAUUUAAACUUUGGGUAUUUAGUGUUUCUCAUCAGAGUUGAGGUUUUGGACCUACAUGGAGGUAACAGAACAUUUGAAUUGGUUAGAUUAUUUUGAAACUUGAAAUUAUAUUCCUAAAAUCCUUGUUUGGUUCUUGAUCCGGACAGCUUCUCUGCUUCGUGUCGCCGCUACACACGGCUAAGCACAACCCAGAUCCAUCAAACAGAAGUCAACCUCCUUAUCUGAUUAUGGGUUGGAAUUGGAAACAAAAAAAAUGCUGGACAUUCAAGUUACUUUAGCGUUAAAGUGGAUGUAUUUUAAUUUUCCGUGGUGUUUUUAAAAGAAUGGAUGUGGUAACAGUGAGACACAUCAGCCCUCAGAUGAUGCAAAUAUUACUCCAGUGAGGGGAAGUCAGCUGGUUGACUAGAAGUGAAGAAGUGCAUACAUCACAUUUUCCUGGCCCACGUAAUCCAGGCAGUCAUUUGAAGUACAUUAUGAGAGAUCCAGCUUCACAGUUAAAACACUGAUGAUGCAUAGAGUCACCUGGAACUGUCAGGAACAGCAAUUAUUGAAGGCAGACUGUUAGAAAGUGUUCACUGCUCUCUGAUGGUCAGAGUUAGACCCAUGGAGCACCACGCUUCAGCACUAUCUGUUCUCCCCUACCUGGAAUGACUGUGUUGGCCUUGCUCUCUGUAAUGAAUAUGCAUUGUCUCUCCUCCCACUCUGGAUGUGUGAUCAACCUUUGUGCCAUUGGUAGGACAUGCAGUGACGCCCCCUGUGCUGCAGUGUGGAAAGAUUGUGCCUCUGUCAUGAUGAAACUGGGUGCUUCACUUUCACCAGAUUUUCAAUAAACCCAAGGCUGAUGCAGUAA